CUUUAUUAUUUCCUGGUAUAUGGAUCAGUACUCAAGCUGUUUGUGCUGUUUUGUGCUGUUUUGCGCACUCUUGCAAUUUGACCGUUUUUGCAACUUCAACUUUUAAAAGCCGUUAAGUUUCAAAUUAUUUAAACAUCGAUUCCCAAUUAAACACUUCGAACUCAUGCAACAAAAAAUAAUUCUAAUAAUUAUGACAAAUGAAUAAUCCGUGAUCCUUGUAAACUCGCAUGCGUCUCUAUCAGCACGAUGGUAGAAGAGGUCAUUAGUCCCUUUAAUAAACCAAAGAGUAAAACAGCGAGGCCUAGACCAGUUUAUUUGUGGAAUGUACUCGAUGUUCAGAAAUGGCUGCGCCGACAUUGCAGUGACUAUUAUCAAUUAUAUCAUGAGAAAUUUUUAUAUCACGAUAUUACUGGAAGAGCACUUCUAAGAAUAAAUGAGAACAUCCUUUUAAGACUCGGAAUUGAUAACGAAGAGCAUCGAAUGGAUAUAUGGAGAGAAAUUAUGAAGUUACACUUGAAAACUGAUAUUUUAGAAAUUAGAGAUAUCGAACGACGUAACAAUACCAACUACGAAUGAUACAAUAUGGAAUAUCUCAUUUUUGUAUAUUACCAAGUCAUGGUUUAAUUGCUUUUCCAAGCAUUUUCAAUUCAUAACAUGAUACUACUACUAAGAUAACAGAUAAUGCAAUAAUUUUAUAAAUUAAUUUUUUAGACAGUAGUAUAACGGUUAGAUUACCCAAAUGAAUCACUUGUACAAUAAAAUGAAAUAAAUAAGCUUUUAAUGUAAAUACCACAGUA
Orussus abietinus is the source of this 797-nucleotide messenger RNA. It is a transcript of the gene ave, whose product is annotated as protein aveugle. Gene Ontology annotation, molecular function: protein binding. The record is from RefSeq and is a predicted model, not a curated record. Gene Ontology annotation, cellular component: cytoplasmic side of plasma membrane. Gene Ontology annotation, biological process: cell surface receptor protein tyrosine kinase signaling pathway. The transcript has 4 exons. Bases 247 to 576 code for a protein of 109 amino acids. NCBI's taxonomy places the organism in Eukaryota, Metazoa, Arthropoda, Insecta, Hymenoptera, Orussidae.